Molecule: messenger RNA, 828 nt
Organism: Phascolarctos cinereus (koala)
Lineage: Eukaryota; Metazoa; Chordata; Mammalia; Diprotodontia; Phascolarctidae
Source: RefSeq, a predicted model, not a curated record
GAAAGGUUUUCAUUCCCACAUGAAUUACGGAAAUCCUCCACCCUACUCGGACCCAGCCCCAACUGCCCCAUAUCCACCAUAUGUACAGCAACCUGCUGGGCCUCCAGGGCCGCAUCCACCCCCUAAUGCAGGGUAUCCGUAUCAAGGCUAUCCACAAUAUGGCUGGCAGGGCGGACCCCCUCCAGAACCUCCCAAAACCACAGAACCCUACGCUGCCUCAUCUGUGGACGAAUCCUCCCCAUCAAGCAGUCGUCCAGUGCAUCUGUAGUCAGAACAGACAUUCAGCAUCUAGUCUUCUCUGGAACAAAGACACCAAAGGACUUUUCUUGUAUGUGGUGGAAGACCAAAGACGAGAUGACACAGGCCAAGCUGCCUGCCUCACAGCUUGCUGGACUGCUCUCUGCUGCUGUUGCCUUUGGGACAUGCUAACUUGAACAGCCUCGACCUCCUUACCAGAAGGCUUUGUAUCCUCAAUCGAUGGAGUUCUGAGUCCUGAUCUCUUUCUACUGCUAUAAUGAAUGACAAGUUCUGCACACAUAUCUCAACUGCAGCAUAAUGGAAUCCUAGAUUAGAAGUGAUUUUUUGCUGUUUAAUUUAAUUUAGUGACAUGAUCUUUCUAAUGUUCAUUUUCUAAUUUUUUUGUCGUACUUUAACAAAUGUGCUAAAUGAUUUUUUUGGCCAAAGGCUUGAAUAUGAAAUUUAUAUUUAUCAUUUUAAAUUGUACUGUUCAUGGCAGUGGCAAAAUAUGCAACAAUACAAGCCACUGAAUGAUUUCUUUCCUAACUCAAUGUUUCAAUACUUCCUUGUCAAUAAAUUUUUCAAAAGUCC